Molecule: messenger RNA, 758 nt
Organism: Branchiostoma belcheri (Belcher's lancelet)
Lineage: Eukaryota; Metazoa; Chordata; Leptocardii; Amphioxiformes; Branchiostomatidae
Product: barrier-to-autointegration factor-like
Exons: 5
Coding region: 18-434 (138 amino acids)
Molecular function (GO): DNA binding
Source: RefSeq, a predicted model, not a curated record
AGCACCAGUCUACUACCAUGGGGAGCAAAGGCUCAAAAAAGGGGAGUGAGCCUAGAAACAGGGGAUUAUUUGCUAAUUAUAUGAGUCCAGAGAAAGCAGCUCAAGAGCAGGCACGAAGGCAAACAGAGCAUGCUCAAGAAACAGGUGCCCAAAUCAAUCUGGCAACACAUACUAAAAAGCGAGACGAAUUUAUGAAGGCUGGAACAUUAGAUGACAAACCUGCCAGCUUCAUUCCUUGGGUUGGAGAUGUGCUUGCAUCUAAAUUGGCGGACAAUGGAUUCACAAAGGCCGUGCAAGUAGUGGGCCAAUACAUGGCUUUGAAUAGAGAUAAGCACAAAUUCAAGGAGUGGAUCAAAUCAAUUGCUGACAAUGCCAAAGGUGAGGAAAUUUAUAACGCAGUGAAGGACUGGUGUGACAAACAUCUGAAAAUAUAACAUUUCAAAAUUGCAAAUGCUUUCUUCUGUGCGAUCCUCACCUGGUAUGGUUGGUCAUUCCACUGUGGAUCUGAGAGUGGAUGAAAUAACAAAUGGGACUAUCCUCUCAAUACGAAUCUUAAACGUUGGAGUAAUUUAUUCUUAAGAUAAAACAAGCAAAUAGCUGUGGUAUCAUUAAAAAUCUUGAUGACAUUGUGAUCUUGUACAUAAGUUCCACUGUUUGCCAAACAUUGUUAAUCAUACAUGUAGCUGUCCCAAGAAUAGACAAGUACUAGCUUUGGCAUUGAUGCAGUGUAAGUAGUCAUGUUACUUAAUGAAACAAAA